CUCGAGCAAAAACUCAGGCUGGCACGGCGUAACCGUCUUCAUUUAUCACUCUGAGAGCGGCAAAUCAUUCCUGUACGUGCCUGCUUCGAGUGCUUUGAACGCUCGGGCAAGAAUAAGGCAGUGCAGAGCCUGCACACUGCAUUGAGCUGGCGUCGCAUACGUCGUCGCUGCGAUAAGCCAUGGCCCAAGCGACCUUCGCCCAGAAGGCCGCCAAGACGACGCUCUUCGGCGGUUUGGUCGGUGGCACGUUCUCGCUCGGCUGCUGGCAGACGCAGCGCUACGGCUGGAAGACGGAAUUACUGGAAAAGCGGCGCGAGAACCUGUUGAAGGCGCCGCUGCCGCUGCCGGCGGGCGCGACAACGUCAUCGCUCCCCCCGGACCUCGCGGAGCGCGGCCGCCGCGUCGUCGUGUCUGGCUCGUAUCUAGCAGAAAGGACCGUGAAGGUCGGGCCGCGGUCGCCGCCGCCCGGCCUCUUCGAGCGCGCGCCUGGUUUAGGAACGGGUCCGCAGGGCUUCACGAACAUCACGGUCCUGCGACGAAAAGACGGCUCCGAGGUGCUCGUGGAUAGGGGAUGGUCUCCUAGAGGUAUGGAAACGGCGUGUCCCACUACUACGUGUGAGGUAGUCGCUGUGAACUCGCCCGGCGAGACGAAGGGCACCUUCUCGCCCGAGAACACCGAUAAACACUGCCUCUGGGUCGACCUGCCGUUUCUGCGGAAGCGUUUAAAGGUUGCCGACGACGCUUUAUUGCUGUGCGCCUGCCCGAGCGACAGUAGAGAGGAAUGGCCUAAACCGCGCGCGCCCGAGCACCUCGUCACGGCGGCCGUGACGCCGCAGACGCACGCGGGCUACGCCGCGACGUGGUUCGCGCUCUCGGCGGCGGGCGCGGCGAUGUGUGUGUAUAUCUGAUUCUAGUUG
Molecule: messenger RNA, 917 nt
Organism: Pelagomonas calceolata
Lineage: Eukaryota; Pelagophyceae; Pelagomonadales; Pelagomonadaceae
Source: the annotation of a GenBank genome assembly